CAACUAGAUGUUUUUACGAAAAAGAUCCAUGAAACUCUGAGGAACAACAACAACCUCAUGACUUACGUUACCUCGAAAUGAUGUAGUCAUCUCGGGAUCGCAUUUACACUAUUGCACAGAGUAGAUUAAUGCAAUUUAAUUAUUUCAUUUUAUUUUGAAAAUAUGAUUUUCUGGACUUCAGCUCUCAGAGCAAAGAAUAGCUAGAAUCAAGGAUUGUCUUUGUCUGUGCAACACACCAAUCUCUCCAGUAAUAACCUGCAAAGACGAACAUGUCAACACUGUUUCCUGAUUAGACGAGAGACUGAAUAGUAUUGGAUUGCAAUGGGAAUGCAAUAGCAGUUGCAUUGAUUUGCGCCACUUUAGACAUUAGCGGAAAUAAAUAUAUUUUUGUCAACCGACCAGAGAAAGAGAGACCCGUGGGAUCUGGCGAUGUCCUUCUUUAAUUUCCGAAAAAUCUUUAAACUGGGCGCAGAGAAGAAGAAGAAACAAUAUGAUCAUGUGCACAGGGACACAAAUCCGGAGGAAAUCUGGGAGAUUGUUGGAGAACUGGGGGAUGGAGCCUUCGGAAAGGUGUUCAAGGCUCAAAACAAGCAGACAGGCAUUUUUGCUGCUGCAAAGGUGAUUGACACCAAAACUGAAGAUGAGCUGGAGGACUACAUGGUGGAGAUCGACAUCUUGGCGUCAUGUGAUCAUCACAAUAUUGUCAAGCUGCUUGACGCGUUUUACUACGAGAGCAAACUGUGGAUCCUGAUCGAGUUCUGCGCCGGCGGAGCCAUUGAUGCUGUCAUGCUCGAGCUGGAAAGGCCUCUGACGGAGCCGCAGAUCAGGGUGGUUUGUAAGCAGACUCUGGAUGCUCUGCAGUAUCUGCAUGACAACAAGGUGAUCCACAGAGACCUAAAGGCUGGAAACAUCCUGCUCACCCUCGACGGAGACGUCAAACUGGCUGACUUUGGAGUGUCUGCCAAGAACACAAAGACCAUCCAGCGAAGAGACUCCUUCAUUGGAACCCCUUACUGGAUGGCUCCAGAGGUUGUGAUGUGCGAGACGUCUAAGGACAGGCCGUAUGACUAUAAGGCUGAUAUUUGGUCUCUAGGAAUCACUCUGAUCGAGCUGGCCCAGAUCGAACCACCCAACCAUGAGAUGAACCCAAUGAGAGUUCUGCUCAAGAUCGCCAAAGCUGAGCCGCCUACUCUCCAGCAGCCUUCAAAAUGGUCUCCUAAGUUUAAUGACUUCCUGAAACAUGCGCUGGAUAAGAAUGUGGACAACAGGUGGAGCACAGCACAACUUCUUCAGCACCCGUUUGUGAGUAGUGUGACUGACAGCCGACCCCUGCGGGAGCUCAUCGCUGAGGCCAAGGCAGAGGUUACAGAGGAGAUCGAGGACCUGAAGGAGGAAGAGGAGGAAGAAGAUCUGCUGCUUCGUGGACACAAACGCGCACCGUCUGACGCUAGCAUUGGAAGCUCUGAAGACGAGAAGCUUCCUCAGUCGCCGUCCACCUUGGAGUCUGUUCCUGAGAAGAUUGAAGAGGCCUCUACAGCCAAACCGCCAGAUGAUAAUGUUACAACUGGAAUAAAGAAGGAAGAAGAACCUCUGAAGGUGGGUGAGAACCACAUUGAGGAUGUAGCAGAACCUGGAUCUAAGGAACAAGGUGUGGAAGUAUCUCCAAAGGAAUCUCAAGAACCCAAAGCUGAAGUGGAGCCUGUAAAACCAGAGACUCCUGCUGAUACAGUAGUCCCAACAGAGGAGCAAAGAGCCAAACCUGAUGGAGAGAUACCUGAAGGGGAAAAGGAGGUGGUGGGCAAUGGUGAACUCAUAAAGGAAAUGUCUACAUCAGACAUUUCUUCAUUGGAGACGCCAACAGAACCUGAUGGACCUAUUGCAACAUCUCCAUUGAAAGAAGAAGAGAGUGUUGAGGAAAAGGAGAAACCUGAACUGGUGGAGAAACCAAGCCCAGUGAAGCCCAGGUAUGUGAAGAAGGAGGACUCCGACUCUGGGAUCAGUUCUUCAGCUGACAACAGCAGCAUAGACCUGAACUUAUCCAUCUCCAGCUUUAUUAGCAAAUCCAAGGAGCCAGGAACCAUCUCUCAGCAGGACAAAAAGAGACAGAAAAAGACUCUGAAAAAGACUCGCAAGUUCGUUGUGGAUGGUGUGGAAGUCAGCGUAACAACGUCCAAGAUCAUCACAGACAAUGACACCAAAAGUGAGGAGAUGCGAUUCCUCAGGCGUCAGGAGCUGAGGGAACUCAGACUUCUUCAGAAAGAGGAGCAGAGAGCACAGCAGCAGCUCAGCAACAAACUCCAGCAGCAGAGAGAGCAGAUCUACAAACGCUUCGAACAGGAAGUCACGAGUAAGAAGCGUCAGUAUGAUACGGAGGUGGAGAAUAUGGAGCGACAGCAGAAACAGACCAUCGAGCGUCUGGAGCAGGAUCACACCGAGCGCCUCAGAGACGAGGCCAAACGCAUUAAAGCAGAGCAGGACAAAGAGCUUUCCAAGUUUCAGAGUACGCUCAAGAACCGCAAGAAAGAGGAGCAGGAGUUUCUUCAGAAGCAGCAGCAGGAUCUGGACAGCUCUCUGAAGAAGAUCAUCCAGCAGCACAAACAUGAGCUGGCCACUAUUGAGAAAGACUGUCUCAACAACAAGCAGCAGCUCCUGAGAGCCCGAGAAGCCGCUAUGUGGGAGCUGGAAGAGCGCCACCUACAGGAAAAACACCAGCUGCACAAACAGCAGUUGAAAGACCAGUACUUCAUGCAACGACACCAGCUGCUUAAAAGACACGAGAAGGAAAUGGAGCAGAUGCAUCGGUAUAUCCAGCGUCUGAUAGAGGAGAUGAAGAACAAACAGACGCAGGAGAAGACCAGACUGCCAAAGAUCCAGCGCAGUGAUGCAAAGACCCGCAUGGCCAUGUUCAAAAAGAGCCUGCGCAUCACGACCACAGGGGUCACGCCGGAAGUGGAACGUGAGCGGGUCAAACAGUUUGCAGCACAGGAGGAGCAGAGACAAAGGAACGAGCGUCACCAUCAACAACAGAAGCAUGAGACUCAGAUGAGAGACCUGCAGACGCAGUGCGACGCCAACCUCCGAGAGCUACAGCAGCUGCAGAAUGAGAAGUGCCAUCUGUUGAUUGAGCAUGAGACUCAGAAGCUGAAGGAGCUGGAUGAGGAGCACAGCGCAGAGCUGAAGGACUGGAGAGAGAAACUCAGACCCCGCAAGAAGGCCCUUGAGGAAGAGUUCACCCGUAAGCUACAGGAACAGGAAAUGUUCUUUAAAAUGAGCGGGGAGUCUGCAUGCCUUAACCCCUCCACCCAGAGCCGGAUCUCAAAGUUCUACCCCGUCCCGAGUGUCCACUCCACUGGGUUUUAACGCACACGUUCACACUAAGAGCACAGAGAUGCUAAACCGCAUUGUGACUGAACCUCGGCUGCCUUGCUCCCUCUGAUCGCUGACGUCAGGGAGAACGAAGGAGGGACUUCGCUGUUCCAGUAAUAUACAGAGGAGUUUUUGCUUUUAUUAUUUUUAUUAUUUAAUCUUUAAUAGUGGAUUUUCAGUGUGGUUUCCCUAAACAUUUCAGCAAUGGUUCAUGAAAGAAAAUGUGAUUCUGUAUGCCACUAAAUAGCUUUUUUUCUCUCUCGAAUCAUUGGUCUCCAUAUCUUAAUGUUGUGAUUUAACUUACUGUGAUAUUUUUAGGAUUAUAUCUGCAUAAUGGAAAUGACUGUUCAACUUCAGG
This is a messenger RNA of Carassius auratus (goldfish), 3724 nucleotides long. RefSeq names its product serine/threonine-protein kinase 10-like. Gene Ontology annotation, biological process: protein phosphorylation. Bases 430 to 3360 code for a protein of 976 amino acids. NCBI's taxonomy places the organism in Eukaryota, Metazoa, Chordata, Actinopteri, Cypriniformes, Cyprinidae. The transcript has 18 exons. The record is from RefSeq and is a predicted model, not a curated record. Gene Ontology annotation, molecular function: protein serine/threonine kinase activity; ATP binding.